CCCGGGCUCGCAAGCCCCGCCCCGACCUCUGCGCCCGCUCGCGAGCCCUUGCCAAUUCUCGGGGCGGGGACUGCGCGGGGAGACGCGCGCCGGUGCGUGCGUGCUCCCGGGCCGCGGGCGGGCCAGUGAAGCUGGCGGCCCUGGCACGUGAUCCCGGAUCGGCGUGGUAGCUUGGUGGCUCCGUCUGUCUGUCCGUCCGCGGGUGCCAUCAUGGCGGACGCGGCCAGUCAGGUGCUCCUGGGCUCCGGUCUCACCAUCCUGUCCCAGCCGCUCAUGUACGUGAAGGUGCUCAUCCAGGUGGGAUAUGAGCCUCUUCCUCCAACAAUAGGACGAAAUAUUUUUGGGCGGCAAGUUUGUCAGCUUCCAGGUCUCUUUUGUUAUGCUCAGCACAUUGCGAGCAUCGAUGGGAAGCGUGGGUUGUUCACAGGCUUAACUCCAAGACUGUGUUCAGGGGUCCUUGGAACUGUGGUCCAUGGUAAAGUUUUACAGCAUUACCAGGAGUGUGACAAGGCUGAGGAGUCAGGAUCUGGAAAUGUACUGAAAGAAGUUUCAUCUUCCUUUGACCGAGUUAUCAAGGAGACAACUCGAGAAAUGAUGGCUCGUUCUGCUGCUACUCUCAUCACACAUCCCUUCCAUGUGAUCACUCUGAGAUCUAUGGUACAAUUCAUUGGCAGAGAAUCCAAGUACUGUGGACUUUGUGACUCCAUAGCAACUAUCUAUCGGGAAGAGGGCAUCCUAGGAUUUUUUGCCGGUCUUAUUCCUCGCCUCCUAGGUGACAUCAUUUCUUUGUGGCUCUGUAACUCACUGGCCUACCUCGUCAAUACUUAUGCACUGGACAGUGGGGUUUCCACCAUGAAUGAAAUGAAGAGUUAUUCCCAAGCUGUCACAGGAUUUUUUGCCAGUAUGUUGACGUAUCCCUUUGUGCUUGUCUCUAAUCUUAUGGCUGUCAACAACUGUGGGCUUGCUGGUGGAUGUCCUCCCUACUCCCCAGUAUAUUCUUCUUGGAUAGAUUGCUGGUGCAUGCUACAAAAAGAGGGAAAUAUGAGCCGAGGAAAUAGCUUGUUUUUCCGGAAGGUCCCCUUUGGGAAGACUUAUUGUUGUGACCUGAGAAUGUUAAUUUGAAGAUGUGGGGCAGGGACAGUGACAUUUCUAUAGUCCCAGAUGCACAGAAUUAUGGGAGAGAAUGUUGAUUUCUAUACAGUGUGGCACGCUUUUUUAAUAAUCAUUUAAUCUUGGGAAAAUGGA
Molecule: messenger RNA, 1245 nt
Organism: Globicephala melas (long-finned pilot whale)
Lineage: Eukaryota; Metazoa; Chordata; Mammalia; Artiodactyla; Delphinidae
Gene: MTCH2
Product: mitochondrial carrier 2
Biological process (GO): positive regulation of apoptotic process
Cellular component (GO): membrane; mitochondrion
Source: RefSeq, a predicted model, not a curated record